This is a messenger RNA of Closterium sp. Naga37s-1, 2004 nucleotides long. The record is from the annotation of a GenBank genome assembly. Lineage: Eukaryota; Viridiplantae; Streptophyta; Zygnematophyceae; Desmidiales; Closteriaceae.
AUGCACUGUCCGAUGGUAGCUGGGGGAGGCACGGGGUGGGGGAAGGGGCCUCAGGGGAGAGGAGGGAUGGAUGGUGGGGUGGUGAGGGUGAGAUUGAGGAGAGUCACAAGCGGUAGCCUCACUCACCUCGUGGGGGUCGUGGCAGCGGUACCCUCACUCACCUCGUGGGGGCCGUGGCAGCGGGACCCUCACUCACCUUGUGGGGGUCGUGGCAGCGGUAGCCUCACUCACCUCGUGGGGGUCGUAGCAGCGGUUCCCUCACUCACCUCGUGGGGGUCGUGGCAGAGGGACCCUCACUCACCUCGUGGGGGUCGUGGCAGCGGUAGCCUCAAUCACCUCGUGGGGGUCGUGGCAGCGGUAGCCUCACUCACCUCGUGGGGGUCGUGGCAGCGGUACCCUCACUCACCUCGUGGGGGUCGUGGCAGCGGUAGCCUCACUCACCUCGUGGGGGUCGUGGCAGCGGUAGCCUCACUCACCUCGUGGGGGUCGUGGCAGCGGUACCCUCACUCACCUCGUGGGGGUCGUGGCAGCGGUAGCCUCAAUCACCUCGUGGGGGUCGUGGCAGCGGUAGCCUCACUCACCUCGUGGGGGUCGUGGCAGCGGUACCCUCACUCACCUCGUGGGGGUCGUGGCAGCGGUAGCCUCACUCACCUCGUGGGGGUCGUGGCAGCGGUAGCCUCACUCACCUCGUGGGGGUCGUGGCAGCGGUACCCUCACUCACCUCGUGGGGGUCGUGGCAGCGGUAGUCUCACUCACCUCGUGGGGGUCGUGGCAGCGGUAGCCUUACUCACCUCGUGGGGGUCGUGGCAGCGGUACCCUCACUCACCUCGUGGGGGUCGUGGCAGCGGUACCCUCACUCACCUCGUGGGGGUCGUGGCAGCGCCUCACUCACUUCGUGUGGGUCGUGGCAGCGGUAGUCUCACUCACCUCGUGGGGGUCGUGGCAGCGGUACCCUCACUCACCUCGUGGGGGUCGUGGCAGCGGUACCCUCACUCACCUCGUGGGGGUCGUGGCAGCGGUACCCUCACUCACCUCGUGGGGGUCGUGGCAGCGGUAGCCUCACUCACCUCGUGGGGAUCGUGGCAGCGGUGGCCUCACUCACCUCGUGGGGGUCAUGGCAGCGGUACCCUCACUCACCUCGUGGGGGUCGUGGCAGCGGUAGCCUCACUCACCUCGUGGGGGUCGUGGCAGCGGUACCCUCACUCACCUCGUGGGGGUCGUGGCAGCGGUAGCCUCACUCACCUCGUGGGGGUCGUGGCAGCGGUACCCUCACUCACCUCGUGGGGGUCGUGGCAGCGGUACCCUCACUCACCUAGUGGGGGUCGUGGCAGCGGUAGCCUCACUCACCUCGUGGGGGUCGUGGCAGCGGUAGCCUCACUCACCUCGUGGGGGUCGUGGCAGCGGUACCCUCACUCACCUCGUGGGGGUCGUGGCAGCGGUACCCUCACUCACCUCGUGGGGGUCGUGGCAGCGGUAGCCUUACUCACCUCGUGGGGGUCGUGGCAGCGGUACCCUCACUCACCUCGUGGGGGUCGUGGCAGCGGUACCCUCACUCACCUCGUGGGGGUCGUGGCAGCGGUAGUCUCACUCACCUCGUGGGGGUCGUGGCAGCGCGGUACCCUCACUCACCUCGUGGGGGUCGUGGCAGCGGGAGCCUCACUCACCUCGUGGGGGUCGUGGCAGCGGUACCCUCACUCACCUCGUGGGGGUCGUGGCAGCGGUAGCCUCACUCACCUCGUGGGGAUCGUGGCAGCGGUGGCCUCACUCACCUCGUGGGGGUCAUGGCAGCGGUACCCUCACUCACCUCGUGGGGGUCGUGGCAGCGGUAGCCUCACUCACCUCGUGGGGGUCGUGGCAGCGGUACCCUCACUCACCUCGUGGGGGUCGUGGCAGCGGUACCCUCACUCACCUCGUGGGGGUCGUGGCAGCGGUAGCCUCACUCACCUCGUGGGGGUAGUGGCAGCGGUACCCUCACUCACCUCGUGGGGGUCGUGGCAGCGGUAG